Molecule: messenger RNA, 2495 nt
Organism: Grammomys surdaster
Lineage: Eukaryota; Metazoa; Chordata; Mammalia; Rodentia; Muridae
Gene: Slc2a8
Product: solute carrier family 2 member 8
Exons: 10
Coding region: 42-1478 (478 amino acids)
Biological process (GO): transmembrane transport
Cellular component (GO): membrane
Molecular function (GO): transmembrane transporter activity
Source: RefSeq, a predicted model, not a curated record
UCGCCCGAGCCGCGACAGUUCGCGGGUCAGACCCUGCCGACAUGUCGCCUGAGGACCCCCAGGAGACGCAGCCACUAUUGCGGCCACCGGAAGCCAGGGCUCCCCGCGGCCGCCGGGUCUUCCUCGCCACCUUCGCCGCCGCUCUGGGCCCCCUCAGCUUCGGCUUUGCGCUUGGUUACAGCUCCCCGGCCAUCCCCAGCCUGCGGCGCACCGCACCCCAGGCCCUGCGCCUCGGAGACAGUGCAGCCUCCUGGUUCGGGGCCAUCGUGACCCUGGGCGCUGCGGCAGGGGGCGUACUGGGCGGCUGGCUCCUGGACCGUGCAGGGCGCAAGCUGAGCCUCCUGCUCUGCACCGUGCCCUUCGUGACCGGCUUUGCGGUCAUUACCGCGGCCCGGGACGUAUGGAUGCUUCUCGGAGGCCGCCUCCUCACCGGCCUAGCCUGCGGAGUCGCCUCACUAGUGGCACCGGUCUAUAUCUCGGAAAUUGCCUACCCAGCCGUCCGGGGACUGCUCGGCUCCUGUGUGCAGCUGAUGGUUGUCACUGGCAUCCUCUUGGCCUACGUGGCAGGCUGGGUCUUAGAGUGGCGCUGGCUGGCCGUGCUGGGCUGUGUGCCCCCCACCCUCAUGCUGCUGCUCAUGUGCUACAUGCCCGAGACCCCACGCUUCCUCCUGACUCAACACCAGUACCAGGAGGCCAUGGCUGCCCUGCGCUUCCUGUGGGGCUCUGAGGAAGGCUGGGAAGAGCCCCCUGUUGGGGCUGAGCACCAGGGCUUCCAGCUGGCUCUGCUGAGACGCCCUGGCGUCUACAAGCCUCUCCUCAUCGGCAUCUCCCUCAUGGUGUUCCAGCAGCUGUCAGGGGUCAAUGCCGUCAUGUUCUAUGCCAACAGCAUCUUUGAGGAAGCCAAGUUCAAGGACAGCAGCCUGGCCUCGGUCACUGUGGGCAUCAUCCAGGUCCUGUUCACUGCUGUGGCGGCUCUCAUCAUGGACAGAGCAGGGCGAAGGCUACUUCUGGCCUUGUCGGGUGUGAUCAUGGUAUUCAGCAUGAGUGCCUUUGGUACCUACUUCAAACUGACCCAGAGUGUCCCCAGCAACUCGUCCCAUGUAAGCCUCCUGGUGCCCAUCUCUGCGGAGCCUGUUGAUGUCCAUGUGGGGCUGGCCUGGCUGGCUGUAGGCAGCAUGUGCCUCUUCAUUGCUGGCUUUGCAGUAGGCUGGGGACCCAUCCCCUGGCUCCUCAUGUCAGAGAUCUUCCCUCUGCAUGUCAAGGGGGUAGCUACCGGCAUCUGUGUCCUCACCAACUGGUUCAUGGCCUUUCUGGUGACCAAAGAGUUUAGCAGCAUCAUGGAGAUCCUCAGACCCUAUGGUGCCUUCUGGCUUACGGCUGCCUUCUGUAUCCUCAGUGUCCUUUUCACGCUGACCUUUGUCCCUGAGACUAAAGGCAGGACUCUGGAACAAGUCACAGCCCAUUUCGAGGGACGAUGACGGACCCUUUCUGUGACUGGCAGCCCUGAGUUGAACUGGCUUUGGGUUUCAGGAGUGGAAUGGCCAGUACCUGAGCCAUACCUCAAUUUGAGCCGAGAGCCCCCUGACUCCUCAGGCCUCAGGGCCUGCUUUGUCCAGAUCUCAACCCAGAUCUACAUCAUGAGGCUCACCAGAUUCUGUGUGUGCAGCCUGCUGCACACACCGGACAUCUGAGGAGCUGUGCCCGUGGCUCCUGUUCUCUGGCUGGAGAUCUUUGGGGUGCUCACACCUAAGCAGCUGCCUGUACUUCACUUGACUGGGGGAUCAGAAAGGGACUUAGUCACAUAAGAAGCAAGGUCAGGUGAGCCCAGGUAGAAAAGAGGAUGUUCUUGUCAACCAAGUCCUCCUCAGAGCUACCCAGCGGUCCUCUGGAUUCACCUUGGGGUCAGCCAGUUUACAUCACUUACAGGUUCUUUCCAGCUCUUUCCUGGGCUCAGUGUCCUGGGUCAUUAGCCACCAUAUCUUGUUGAGUAUCAGGAAAUAAAAAGCCUCUUAACUGUUCAACUUUAAUGGAGCCAGAAGUCUUUUGUAGGUCACUUGUUUCAUGAAUCAGUACAUACUCACUGGAAUAAAUUAGAGCAUAGAUACAUUGACAUAAUUUGUUCAGCAGGCAGUCAUCGGCUGGGCACUUUACUUGCAUGAAAAAGCUGCCCCUUUCCAGAGGUAACUUACCCAAGUUAGACUGUGGCUCCAUCACAAGGCUGCCCUGAUACCCACUCUCCACUGUCAGUUAUUGAAAGCCGCAGGCUUGGUUGGCUUUGCCCUACUUAAGAUACAUAAGACUAGACCAUUUUUCCCUUAAAAAACUUUGUGAUCCUCACCAUCCUACCAAAGUCCCCCACACACUGUUAGUGGAAUCUACUUGAGGUUUGAGGAGGAGGGAUGUUUUUUGUUUUGAGACAGCGUCUCACUGUAUAGCCCUGGCUGUCCUGGAACUCAGAGAUCCACCUGCUGAGAUUAAAAGUGUGUGCUACCAUG